Molecule: messenger RNA, 1812 nt
Organism: Knipowitschia caucasica
Lineage: Eukaryota; Metazoa; Chordata; Actinopteri; Gobiiformes; Gobiidae
Source: the annotation of a GenBank genome assembly
AUGUUUUACUAUAUCUGUCUGCGGCGGCGCUCCAGGAGUGGGACUCGUGGGGAGGCGCUGACCAGUCGGCGAGCUGUGGAGUCGGGCCAGAGGGCAGCGUUACCUGUCAGUGUGGAGGUGGAGCAGUAUGCCAAGGAGGUGCUGGACUUCAGCUCCCACUAUGGCAGUGAGAACAGCAUGUCUUAUACCAUGUGGAACCUGGCUGGAGUGCCCAAUGUGUACCCCAGCUCUGGGGACUUUACGCAAACAGCCGUGUUUAGAACCUACGGGACGUGGUGGAAACAGUGCGCCAGUGCCCCGCCACCUUUCAGGCGCAUCCCUAAAGGCUUCCAUAGCAAGGAUUACAUUGAACUGGCAUUUGAGGAGCCUGUUUAUCCCACCUCCGUAGAAGUAUUUGAGACGUAUUACCCGGGAGCCAUUGUCCAGAUCCUGGCCUGCUCUCAUAACCCCUUUUCUCAGAAUCAACCAACAGAUGUAAGGUGGGAAGUGCUGUGGUCAGGGGAGCCCACAAAAGCACCAACGCCCCAAGCAAGGCAGUUUGCCCCAACUAUCAAACACAUAAACUUCCCCACAAACCUGCUGCGUCUGGAGGUCAAUAGCUCUCUGCUGGACUACUACACUGAGCUAGAUGCUGUUAUUCUGCGAGGUGUGAAGGAGCGGCAGAUGCUUGCUCUCUAUAAGCUGCCUAUUAUUGACAUUAAUGACCUCAGUGACGGCGAAGAGGAGCUCACAGAUGUGGGAGUCCCGUUUGGGAAAGACACUGAAAGAACACAAAAUGGUUACUUUGAAAAACUCCCCUAUGAGCUCAUCCAGCUGAUCUUGAGCCACCUGAGCCUGCCGGACCUGUGCCGUUUGGCCCAGAGCAGCAAACUGCUUCAGCAACAUUGCUAUGACCCUCUGCAGUACACCCAGCUGAGCCUGCAACCGUACUGGGCCCGUCUGAAUGAUGCUUCGCUGGGACACCUGCAAAGCCGCUGCACUCUGCUCCAGAGGCUCAACCUGUCCUGGACUGGCCACAGGGGGGCGCUCACACUCACAGGCAUCAGCAGCUUCCUGAAGGUGUGUGGGCAGAACUUGGUGUGUUUGGAGCUCUCGUGCUGUCAUUUCUUGAAUGAGGCGUGUUUGGAAGUGGUGUCUCAGACCUGCACACAGUUACAGGAGCUCAACUUGUCAUCAUGUGACCGCCUCAGCCCACAGGCCUUUACUCACAUCUGUAAAUUCACUCAUCUGCGCAGACUGGUGCUCUACAGAACCAAGAUUGAGCAAACUGCUCUUCUAAGUAUCUUGACUUUCUGCGUGGAGCUGAGGCAUUUAAACCUUGGGAGCUGCGUGAGGAUUGACGACUAUGACGUUGUUGCCAGUAUGCUGGCCGCCCGCUGUCGCUCCCUCCGCUCUCUGGACCUCUGGCGCUGCCGAAACCUGACAGACCGAGGACUGGCUGAACUCGCCUUUGGCUGCAAGAUGCUGGAGGAGCUGGACCUGGGCUGGUGUCCCACUCUCCAGAGCAGCACUGGGUGUUUCCAGCAGCUCGCCCGCAGUCUGCCCCGGCUCUCUAAACUCUUCCUCACUGCAAACCGCUCUGUGUGCGACUCUGACAUUGAGGAGCUGGCGAGAUGCUGCCCCUCACUGCAGCUCCUCGACAUACUCGGAACUCGUCUUGUGAGCGCCGCUGCAUUGAAGAAACUGCUCCAGGCCUGUCCUCUGCUGCGCCUGCUGGACGUCUCCUUCUGCUCCCAGAUCGACAUGCGCGUGGUGCAGGAGCUCUCCGGACAGUUCCCCCUCGUGUCCAUAAAGAAGAGCUUCACACAGUGA